Vicia faba (fava bean) is the source of this 1236-nucleotide messenger RNA. The record is from the annotation of a GenBank genome assembly. NCBI's taxonomy places the organism in Eukaryota, Viridiplantae, Streptophyta, Magnoliopsida, Fabales, Fabaceae.
AUGGGAUACAUAUGUGAUUUUUGUGGAGACCAGAGGUCGAUGGUGUACUGCCGAUCUGAUGCAGCGUGUUUAUGUUUGUCGUGCGAUCGAAAUGUUCAUUCAGCGAAUACGCUUGCUCGAAGACAUUCGAGGACACUUUUAUGUGAGAGAUGCAGUUCAGAGCCUGCUUUGGUUAGGUGUUCGGAAGAGAAGAUUUCACUUUGUCAGAAUUGUGAUUGGUUAGGCCAUGGUAACUCUACGUCUUCCAAUCAUAAGAGGCAAACAAUCAAUUGUUACUCGGGAUGUCCUUCGUCGGCGGAACUGUCUUCGAUAUGGUCUUUUGUGUUGGAUAUUCCUUCUCUAAGUGAAACUACUUGUGAGCAAGAACUUGGUUUCAUGAGUAUUAACGAGAAUAGAAGUGCUUGGGUUGAUCCGAAAAACCAGAAUGCGUCUGAUUCGGAUAAAGUUACUGAUCGGCCUGAUUUGGAUAAAUCUUUCGUCGGUACAUCUUCAAUGCCCGAAUCAAGCAAAGAACCGCAGAUGGUCGACCUCCCUGAUGGACCUUCCAAUGAACGUGCGCCAAAGUUAUACUGUCCUGCUACAAAAUGCCCUGAAAUUAGUGAAGAUGAUGAUGAUUUGUAUGGCGAUUUCGAUAUGGAUGAAAUGGAUAUAAAUAUGGAAAACUAUGAUGAACUUUUCGGUAUGGCCCUCACUCAUUCUGAAGAGCUUUUUGAAAACGGUGGAUUUAACAGCUUAUUCAGAGCAAAAGCCAUGUCUGCUGGAGAUUCCAAUUGUCAAGAUGCUAUAGCUGCUGAGGGUUCAUCGAUUGGACACGUCAAUGCAGCGCAACCAGCAUGCAGCAAUGCAGCAUCAGCAGAUUCCAUAUUGAGUACUAAAACUGAACCGAAUUUUUGUAUUACGACAAAGCAAUCCCAAUCAAGUCUUUCUUUUUCUGGUAUUAAUGAAGACGGUUGUGGUGGAGAUUAUCAAGAUUGUGGAGCUUCUUCAAUGUUUCUCAUGGGAGAACCUCCUUGGUUAAACACUUGUCCGGAGAACGAGCUGCAGCUACAAUCUGCUAACCGCUGUAGUGCUGUUAUGCGAUACAAGGAAAAGAAGAAGACACGCAAGUUUGACAAAAGAGUGAGGUAUGCAUCUCGCAAGGAAAGGGCUGAUGUACGAAGACGCGUGAAGGGCCGGUUUGUCAAAGCUGGCGAGGCAUAUGAUUAUGAUCCUUUGAGCCAAACCCGAAGCUACUGA